AUGUCUUUUCCGCCGGUUGACUAUACAUUUCCACCACCGCAGCUAUUUGUAUCCCCAUCGCCAGUUACGUCUAUAUAUGGAGAACCGCCACCUAUCUCUGAAACGCCACAACAACCGAUGUUCAACUAUCCUCCUCCAACUUUAAGACCUCCUCCUCCGCCUGCCUAUCCUAUUGAUAUACUACCUCCUCCUUAUGUGCCACCCCCACCACCCAGCUUCCCACCACCGGCAUAUGUACCUCCUUACCCACCUGGCUACCAUAGCAAUGAUUAUUACUAUCACCAAGCAACAGCCGCUGAAAAUCAAUAUUAUCAAGAUUGGAAAGCAGAAGAAAUGAGCACACAAAUAUCACCUCUCAGAACUUUAGAAUUUAAAAAUCCACAAAACAAGUAUGAGUAUAGUUCAAGGUCUCAAUAUAGUCCAAGAAGAGAGAGAAGCCAUGAACGAGAAAGGCGAUAUAGAAGUAGAUCUAUGCGCAGUCGUUCUCGCAGUCCCAGUUACAGAAGUUCCAGAGGUGGUGAGGAGAGAUAUUCUAGAUCACGAGAAGAUGGGAGAGACUAUGACAAUAGAAGAUAUAGAAGUGAGCGUCGCAGCUGUGAACGAGACCAUAGGUCAUAUAGCAGGAGUGAACGAGAUAGAUAUGAGGAUAGACAUAGACAUUCAUCAUAUAGAAGCCGGGAACGAUCUAGUUGCUCAUAUCGAUCAUCUAGUCAUAGGCCAUUGACUGACAGGGAGAAGAUUUUGGAAGACUAUAGGAAAAACUAUUGUAAAACAUCAGAGGACUUUAUAAAAAAAAUGGAGAAGUGGUCUAAAGAGCACAAUUCUGAUGAAGAAGAGAACUCAAAAAUGUGGUAUAGAAGUUCACCAGCUGAGUUAUAUUAUAAACCAAUAAAUGGUGGUGAGGGUGUGGAACAAACUCGUAAACUAGAGAAAAUCUGUCAAAAUUCCCUCAAAUAUCUAAUACAUAGAGGUCAAAAAGCACGACCUGAAGUGGAUGAGUUGCCUCCGCUGAAACCGCAAAAGGCUAAGAGGUGUAAACAUUCUGAUGAUGAUAGCUCUUCAUCAUCAUCUUCAGAAGAGGAGGACUGUCUAGAUGAAGAGAAUCUACAAGGGUAUACUGAUAGAAUGAUGUUAGAGCUACAAAGGAAGCAAAGUCAUCCAAGAAGACUUCAUCCAGAAUUAUGGUUCAAUAAUACGGGCGAAAUGAAUGGUGGCCCAUUAUGUAGGUGUAGCGCGAGAGCACGGCGUUUCGGUAUACGACAUGGAGUUUACGCUGCCGAAAAGCAAUUCCCCAAAUGCGUGCCCAUGCAAAGUAAUAUUGAUAGGCUGUAUCACUAUCGAAUAACAGUGUCGCCUCCCACCAAUUUCCUCAUAAAAUCACCGACGAUUAUAAGUCACGACGAACACGAGUUUCUAUUUUCUGGCUUUUCUAUGUUUUCCCAUUAUAAACUGGCGAAAUUACCCACGUGUAAAGUAAUAAGGUUCAAUAUUGAAUACACUAUUUUAUACAUCGAGGAGCCUGCCCCGAAGAAUUUCACUAUUCAGGAGUUGGAUUUGUUUGAGGAGUAUUUGUUCAAAGAAUUAUUGGAAUUAGUCGAUUUGGAUCUCGGUAAAGGAACUGACACGAGUUGUUCACAAUUUCACUUUAUGCCGAGAUUUGUACGAUACUUGCCGGAGGGUGGUUGUGAGGUUUUAUCAAUGUGUGAAGUACUGAGAUAUUUGAUAGAGGAAAGCAAUUUGUUAAUACCACCAGAAUCGCUUGAAGACGUGCACAGAAUGGAUCAUUAUCAUUGGCAGAAGUUCGUUGAUAAGAUAAAAGGAAUGAUAGUGACUUAUCCGGGUAGAAAACCCUGUUCGGUCCGCGUGGAUCAAAUAGAUCGAAGUCCACCCUCGAACGUCAAUGACCCUGACGACGUUAAGAAGUUUUACCCUGAAAUCGUACAUUUUGGGAUAAGGCCCCCACAAUUGAGUUACGCUGGGAAUCCUGAGUACCAAAAAGCAUGGCGUUACUACGUAAAAUAUCGCCACUUAAUAGCGAAUAUGGCUAAGCCAUCUUUCACUGAAAGGCAAAAGCUCGCAGCAAAAGAAGCGAAAUUACAAGAAAUGAGGACGCAAAGUAAAAUGAAGCGUGACGUCACUGUAGCUAUAUCCUCGGAGGGAUUCCACACUACAGGGCUUAUGUGUGAUGUUGUACAGCACGCCAUGUUGAUACCGGUACUCGUCCGCCAUUUACGAUUCCACAAAUCGUUGGACAGCCUAGAAGAAAUAAUAGGGUACAAGUUCAAUCAACGCGCGUUGCUCCAAACGGCGUUAACUCACCCAUCGUAUAGGGAGAACUUUGGGACUAACCCAGAUCAUGCUAGGAACACCUUAACUAAUUGCGGCAUACGGCAACCGGAAUAUGGAGAUCGGAGGAUACAUUAUACUAGGAAGAAAGGUAUCGUGACCCUUAUUAACAUAAUGUCCCGUUUCGGUAAAAGCAAUGAGACGGAAUCGGAGAUUAAACAUAAUGAACGUCUGGAAUUCUUAGGAGAUGCAGUUGUAGAAUUCAUAUCUUCUAUUCAUUUAUUUAAAAUGUUCCCGGGAUUAUCUGAGGGAGGACUGGCUACUUAUAGAGCUGCCAUCGUUCAAAAUCAACAUUUAGCGCUAUUGGCUAAGAACAUGGGCCUAGAGCAAUACAUGUUAUACGCCCACGGAUCCGAUUUAUGUCGUGAAGUGGUGAUGCGUCACGCGAUGGCCAAUUGCUUUGAGGCGCUCAUGGGCGGAUUGUUUCUCGAUGCUGGCUUAGAGGUAACAGACCGUGUAUUUGCUCAAGCUCUGUGGCACAACGAACCCAAUUUAUAUGAAAUAUGGAUGAAGGAGCGGGCGCACUCGUUGCAAGAACAAGAGCCACUAGGAGAUCGACAAUACAUCAAGGACUUUGAAUUUCUACAGAAGUUAACUGUUUUUGAGGAAUCUAUAGGUGUGAAGUUCAAGCACAUCCGUCUCCUAGCCCGAUCCUUCACAGACCGUUCUGUGGGUUUCACGAACCUUACGCUGGGCUCCAAUCAGCGUUUAGAGUUCCUCGGAGACACUGUACUCCAAUUGGUCGUGUCUGAUAAGCUCUAUCGCCAUUUUCCUGAUCAUCACGAGGGACACUUGUCUCUACUCCGAUCAUCCCUAGUCAACAACCGUACCCAAGCGAUGGUUUGUGAUGACUUAAAUAUGUCGGAAUACGCGAUUUACAACAAUCCAAAAGCCAAACCGACGGCUAAGAAGCAUAAAGCUGACUUAUUAGAGGCGUUUCUUGGGGCACUUUAUAUUGAUAAGAAUUUGGAGUAUUGCCAGGUGUUCUGCGAUGCGUGUCUGUUCCCUCGUCUUCAGGAGUUCAUAAUGAACCAAGGCUGGAACGACCCCAAGUCGAAACUGCAGCAGUGCUGUCUCACUCUGCGAUCUAUGAAGGGAGGGGAACCGGAUAUACCAUUCUACAAAGUGAUCGAAUGCCUCGGCCCAACAAAUACACGCGUAUACACAGUGGGCGUGUACUUCCGCGGACGAAGACUGGCGGCGGGACGUGGUCACUCCAUACAAGAGGCCGAAAUGAACGCGGCUAAAGAGGCAUUAAGCUGUGCUCACGAAUUAUUUCCACAAUUGGACCACCAAAAGCGCGUAAUUGCUAAAAGCAUGCAGCUUAAAAAGAAGCGUCAAAAACCCGACCUAUUCAUUAAAGCAGAGGAAGACGUACCAAAAGCAUAUAGAACUGACAACAAAUUGGAAGACAGUUCUUCCGAAGAACCGGCUUCGGAUGCGGAAGCACCGAAAUCUGAUGAUGAUAAAUCUGACGAUGAGAAAUUUGAUGAUGAAAAAUCUGACGAUGAAAAUGAGAAAGCUGGUGAAGGUUGCGGUCUGGAAAGUGAUGAAAAUGCAGAUAAGUAUGAGAAUGUUCAAGUGAGCAGUCUUUUAAGUGAUAUGGAGAAGCUCAAACAAGAUUUAAUAGAUAGGAAUGAGUAUGACAAGUUAAAGGAGAAAAUGUGUAAGAAGUGUGAUUCAGACUCAGAUUAA
Molecule: messenger RNA, 4041 nt
Organism: Pieris macdunnoughi
Lineage: Eukaryota; Metazoa; Arthropoda; Insecta; Lepidoptera; Pieridae
Source: the annotation of a GenBank genome assembly